This is a messenger RNA of Engraulis encrasicolus (European anchovy), 1178 nucleotides long. Its product is annotated as nuclear receptor coactivator 7-like. The annotation marks the transcript as partial. The transcript has 7 exons. The record is from RefSeq and is a predicted model, not a curated record. Lineage: Eukaryota; Metazoa; Chordata; Actinopteri; Clupeiformes; Engraulidae.
CAAUGUUUCUGCAACUUGGUUGCUUGUGACAGAGCCAGCCUGCAUGCCAGAAAUAGGAGUCAAGACAGCAGAGGGAGCUGACGGCAAGAAUGACGCCAAGGAGCAGCACGAUGACACCGUCUUCAGCAUCGCCUCUCAGUUCAGUGCCAAUGCCACCAACCUGACACCAGAGAGCAAGCCCCUGUCCGCUACACUUAGCCCUGCUCAGCUGUGUGUCCUGGAGAACAGGCUCGGUGCCGUGGGAGCAGCAGCAACAGCAGCAGCAACAGCUCCACCGCAAGCCGAGGGGCCUCAGCACAGCCCACACGCCGACCUGGACGUGACAGCCGAUUUCCUCCCUCUUCCUCCUCCGCUGGUCUCCUCCUCCUCCUCCUCCUGCAUGACCCCCAUCUCCCCCUCCACUGACGCAGAGUACGACAAGCUCCUGGACGUGGAGGCCGUGCCCAUGCCCGAUGGGAACCUGUGCCUCCUGGCUCUGCCACCCGAGUGCUCCCAGGGAGAGGGGCCCACCUCCAUGCAGUACCUCAAGCUCUGCAGCCGAUACAUCACCAACCGCAAAGGCGUUGUGUCUGGCAUACUGCUGGUGACGAGCAGUAAGAUCUUCUUUGACCCGUGCAAGAGCCAUCCGCUGGUGGUGGAGCACGGCUGUGAGGAAUACCUGCUCUCCUGCACGGUAGACAGCCUGGCCUCAGUCUCCUUCUACUCAGACAUCUCACACGUGCACUUUAAUGACUCAACACAAAGAUGGAAAGGGAAGAGGAAGAAGGGUAAAGGUGAAAGGAAUGCUGCCGCGACACCCCAUGAUGAGGUGCAGAGCACUGGGUCCCAGCCUCAGGUAGAGGGGGGAGAGGCCAUCCCCGCCCUGGUAUCUGCCCUGACCUCAGACUUCAGGCUGGCCCUGGGGAUGGGGACGGGGACUGCGGAGGGUGAGGAGGAGAGUGGAGAGACCCUGGACAUGGCUGAGGCAGAGAGGCAGCUGGAGGGGAGCCGCCCUCUGGACGAGCUGGGCCUGCAGAGCACUGGGGCUCUGGGGGCCGCCGUGCUGAGCGGCGCUGCUGCCACCUUCUGUUGUGGAGGACAAGAGGCAGGCAGCACAGAGAUGCCACAGAAAGACAAGUCAGAGCUGCAACAACAACAGCAGCAGCAGCAGCAGCCGUGUCUGAAGAGGCAAAUAGCAG